Molecule: messenger RNA, 1776 nt
Organism: Camelina sativa (false flax)
Lineage: Eukaryota; Viridiplantae; Streptophyta; Magnoliopsida; Brassicales; Brassicaceae
Product: tubby-like F-box protein 2
Molecular function (GO): protein binding
Source: RefSeq, a predicted model, not a curated record
GAAAACUAUAAGAAAAAGCGAAGACUUCGGAUCCUUUCUUUCUCAGAUUUGUAAGAAGAGAGAGAGAGAGAGAGGUUACGUUUUUGGUGGUGACCACUUCUUUUAUUUAUUUACCUGCGGUGAGAUCGGCGGCGGACUCAAGACGACGGGAGUCAUGCCGAGAUAGUCACUGGCGAAUCCGUUCUUCCUUCUUCUUCCCCGGAGACGACGAGAGCAUCGAAGAAUCUAUCAAGAAAACAGCCAAUGUUUGUCUCUGUUUCUUCUUUUUCUCUCUACGAUAUUGUCUCUCGGAUCCGGUGAAGAGAAGCUGCCCGCUGAUCUCAUCUUUUGCAGUUUUUAAAAGUUUUUGUCUUUUGAAUCCAUCGAUUUUAUUUGAGUUACUGGGGAGUUUAUUGGUAUGCUGAAAAGAGAUGUCCUUGAAAAGCAUCCUUCGUGAUCUGAAGGAAGUGAGGGAUGGACUUGGAGGUAUCUCCAAGCGUAGUUGGUCAAAGUCGUCUCACAUUGCUCCUGAUCAAACAACAACACCUCUGGAAAACAUACCGCAGAGCCCAUGGGCUUCUUUGCCGCCUGAGUUGCUUCACGACAUAAUCCGGAGGGUUGAAGAGAGUGAGACGUCUUGGCCUGCUCGAGCUGCCGUGGUCUCUUGUGCUUCCGUCUGUAAAUCAUGGAGAGGAAUCACUAUGGAGAUUGUGAAGAUCCCUGAGCAGUGUGGGAAACUCACUUUUCCAAUCUCAUUGAAACAGCCGGGGCCUCGAGACUCUCCAAUUCAGUGCUUUAUUAAGAGGAACAGAGCAACAGCUACAUAUAUUCUCUACUAUGGCUUGAUGCCUUCUGAGACGGAGAAUGACAAAUUGUUGUUAGCAGCGAGAAGGGUUAGAAGAGCGACGUGCACGGAUUUUAUAAUCUCACUGUCUGGUAAAAACUUCUCACGCAGCAGCAGCACUUAUGUUGGCAAAUUAAGGUCUGGUUUUCUGGGAACCAAGUUCACAAUAUAUGACAACCAAACAGCAUCAUCCACAACACAAGCUCAACCUAACAGAAGGCUUCACCCCAAGCAAGCGGCCCCUAAGUUACCUGCCAAUAGCUCUACCGUAGGAAACAUUACCUACGAGCUCAAUGUUCUUCGCACAAGGGGACCUAGAAGAAUGCAUUGCGCUAUGGAUUCUAUACCUCUCUCUUCUGUUAUUGCUGAACCAUCAGUAGUUCAAGGCAUAGAAAUAUCUUCGUCACCUUCACCAAAAGAAAAAACCAGCGCAACAGACAGAGAGGUCCCUGAUGUUUCCCCAAGCUUAAGAGACCAGCCGCUGGUUCUCAAAAACAAAUCCCCACGAUGGCACGAGCAAUUGCAGUGCUGGUGCCUCAACUUCAAGGGGAGGGUGACCGUGGCUUCUGUUAAAAACUUCCAGCUUGUGGCAGACAUUGACACUUCAUUGGAAGCGCCGCCUGAAGAACAUGAGAGGGUGAUUUUACAGUUUGGCAAAAUCGGUAAGGACAUAUUCACCAUGGAUUAUCGCUACCCUCUCUCAGCUUUUCAAGCCUUUGCUAUAUGCAUCAGCAGCUUUGACACCAAACCGGCUUGUGAAGGGUAAAGUUAACCCUCCUUGAGUAAAAUCCAUCUCCGCAAAUCAUCAUAGAUGGCUUUUCUUAUCUUUAGGUUUCAAUGUUCAAUUCACGAAAAGUUCUUUGUAUGUAGAAUGUUGUAGCUCUUUUGAACUAUGCUUCUGUUUGAUGGGGCACUCGGUGGAUAAGCUUAAUGAUGUUAUAUUAUAUAUCCAA